UCCUCUUCUUCACUUCCACCUCCAUCAAAAUGGCACGCAGCAGCGACCUUUCUCUCGCCCUGAUGACCCUGCUCCCAUGUCUGCUUCUCUGCACCUCAGCAUCCGUCGAGCUUGACUGCGACAAUUACGUCAGAGAAGCAUGCGGCGUCACCCGCUACCCAGACCUCUGCAUCCACACUCUCUCUUCCUUCUCAAGCUCGGCCAAGCGCAGCCCUAGCCUGUGGGCACGAGCCGGCGUUUCGGUCACGACCGGAGCGGCCAAGAGCCUCGCCCAAUACCUGGCGAAACUGGAGAACACCGGCGCCAUGAGAGGGAGAUCGAACCUGGCCGCCCUUUCCGACUGCGUCGAGUGCUUCCAGGACGCCGUCGACAACCUCCACCGCUCCCUCGGCGUGCUCCGGCAACUCCAUGGCCCGAGCUUCUACAGCCAGAUGGACGACGUAACGACGUGGUUGAGCGCGGCGCUCACCGACGAAGAUACUUGCUUGGACGGCUUUGAGGGGCAGAGAGGAAGACAAGUGAAGGUUCUGAGGGAUAAGGUUACGAAUGUGUCUUGCAUCACCAGUAAUGCUCUGGCGCUUGUUCACAAGCUUGCAACCACUGGUCCACAAACCCUAGCUAGCUGAUCCAUCAUGAAGAAGAAGGUGACCCUGGUUGAAGAAAUUUAUAACGUAUCAUAUGCAGGAAUAAAUGCCCUAUAUAUUGAGAUUUACACUUUCUCAGCUUACUAUAUGCCAUGGUUGAAGUGAAAGGACCCUUUCAGA
Diospyros lotus (date-plum) is the source of this 764-nucleotide messenger RNA. RefSeq names its product pectinesterase inhibitor 6-like. Lineage: Eukaryota; Viridiplantae; Streptophyta; Magnoliopsida; Ericales; Ebenaceae. The record is from RefSeq and is a predicted model, not a curated record. The coding region runs from base 30 to 626 and encodes 198 amino acids. Gene Ontology annotation, molecular function: enzyme inhibitor activity. Gene Ontology annotation, biological process: negative regulation of catalytic activity. The transcript has a single exon.